GCAGCCUCCUAGCUCUUCCCACCGGGCAACAGGGACGGGACAGGCCGCUUGCGCUGAGCCAGCGAGGUCCCGACCCGUGCAGCACUCCAGAAUGUUGAGAGGAAUUGCUAAUAGUGCAACACACAUGUUUACAUUUUCGUUGACUAGAUCUCAGCACUGCAAACCAUUGUUGACUCUCUCAUCCCUGUGGAAAAACAUAAAAGAUGCAAGCUUUUUACAGCAUUUCAGUUAUACAACUGAUAUAAAAUCGAAAGUGGAGAACAAAAGAACUGUGGAGAAUCUCUACAGAUUAGCCGUUGAUAUUAAAAAAAUUCGGAGACUAAAGGAGUGGGUCCUCUUUCAGGAUGCAGCCUAUGUUAAAGAAACUGCUAACGCUUUACGUGAAAUGGGAGCUGAUAAGACUGCCAUAGCAAAUAUUUUGGAACGUUGCCCAGAGGCAAUCCUCUGUACCCCAGCAGAGAUAAACUCUCAAAGAGAUCUGUGGCAAUCAGUAUGCCAGAAUGAAAAACAACUGGUCAAAUUAAUAGAACAAUUUCCAGAGUCUUUUUUUACUGUUGAACAUCAUGAGAACCAGAAAUCUAAUGUUCAAUUCUUUCAAGAGUUGGGACUGAAGAAUAAUAUAAUCAGCAGGUUCUUCACAAGUGCACCCGAUAUUUUUUACAAGCCUGUUGAGAAAAACAAACAUAUAGUAGAGACAUUACAGAGAAUGUAUCUAAAUUUAGGUGGUUCUAAUGCCAAUAUGAAGAUCUGGCUUCUGAAAUUAUUGAGUCAAAACCCAUUUAUUUUGUUAAAUAGCUCCACAGCAGUUCAGGAGAACUUGGAGUUUCUCCAGAAGAAAGAUUUCACUGAUUCUGAAGUUCUGCAGCUGCUAUCUAGGCUUAAAGGUUUUAUUUUUAAUCUUAGUCCUGACACUAUGCAGAGGAGCAUGUUUUUUUCCAAAGAUGUUUUUAAGUGCAGUGAUCAAGAAUUAAAAGAGCUCGUGUUGAAAUGCCCUGCUCUCCUCUACAAUUCUGUUCUAGUUCUGGAAGAAAGACUCAGGGGACUGCUGAAGGAAGGAAUUUCUGUAGAUCAGAUUAAAGAGACGCCAAUGGUGCUGGAGCUGACAACCCAAAUUGUGCAGUACAGAAUUAAAAAGUUAGCUGCUUUAGGAUACAAUAUAAAAAAUGGAAAUCUAGAAAAUUUGAAUGGAACAAAGAGAGAUUUUGAAGCCACUUAUUGUAGGAUACAAGCAAAGAGAGAGAGACCAAUGUUUAAUCCUGUUGCUCCUUUAAAUUAAUUUGAAUACCUUUAAUUUAUUCAAAAAGGGAACUUUAACCUUUAAGGAUGGAAAUAAAAAUAUCCUUAGCCAAAUUGUAUUCUGUUGCAUGAAAUUGUGCAGUAGCUGGCUUUAAUUCAUAGCUCACUGGUACUUUUAAAAGUUGUAUUACAAAAAGUGACCAUAAUAAAAGGUUGGCAAUAUAAUUGCUAUCAUUUACAUAAGGACUAGGUUUUUAGAUUGUAUCCCAAGCACACAAUUUUUAAAGAAGUUUCCCCAUCAAACUGGCCACCAAUGUACCUAGGUCUUUAGCAAUUGGUGUUGUACUGGCCAGUCCUAUGAUAAUACCGAGAACGAUUAUACUAACCAACAAGAAAAGUUAGCAGCAUGAAUUUUCAAAACUGUUCAUCAGGCAGCAGGUAAGUAAAAGACUUUCAAAAAGUCCUUUAGGUAACUGCUACUGCAGCAAAGAAGCCACUGGAAGUUGAGCCCAAAUUGAAGCUCGCAAUCUUAUGGGAUGGAAGGAGAUUACAUAGCUAGAGUCUCCACGGAGAGGAUGUGCAAAGACUAUUUACCAUAUUUAUGUACAAUCAUUACUAUAAGAGGGCCUUGUCACUGUCUUAGUGUGGUCUCAUCUUCUCCUGACUGACCUUCUUAGUUUUCUCUGUCAGUUGCUGGACAUUUGCCUCCAGUUAAGUCCAUCAGCUCUUCACAUUUCGGGUUUGCAGUCUCUCGGCUGUUUUUGUGGAGACAGCCUGGUACUAUUCCACACCUUUCUGCCUCUCAUUCUUUCCCUGUACUCUCCAUUUUUUCUUGUUUUCUCUAUUGGUCACAGCUGUGGAUGCCUGCUUUUAUGAUUUGCAGUUCUAGCAGCUGCCUGGGGUUGUGAUCAAGCUGCUUGUUUAUUAACAGGAAAGAUUCUCCUCCCUCCUCUGUGUGCCCAAUCUGGGGUUUGUAGACCCCAUUACAGGCCCUGAUUUGGUUGGGGACUCUGGGCGCUAAAAUAAAGCGAAUAAAUAACAAAAUGGUUUUAGAGGGUCUCUUUCAAGGUUAUGAAACCUCAAGCUGGCUCCUCUUUCAGGAACACUCUCUCUCUUUUUUUUUUUUUGGCCUUGACUUCUGUCUGUUAUUCCUCCUCCUCUUCCUGGGGCUAGAAGGAGAACAGGAUCAGAGAGGGAAUUAGCUAAAGACUGCUUCCAGAAGGAAGGAGGCAGAGAAGUCUGAGGGGAAGAGUGUGGUCUUGUGCCUGAGCCACAGCUACUUUAAAAGGCACAAGUCUUUGCUUUUAAACUACUGAAUAUUAAAAGUGGACAAGAUAUGCAAACAGCCACUGCAGUUAUUUCUUAAGCAUAUGGAAAAACAGAUAUCUUAUAUACCACGAUGUGAUAACUGCUGAGGAAUGCUGACCUUUUAAUAGCAGUUACUAUAGGUAGUCAUUAGUCUUUGUGGGUGUGAAAGAAGUGAUACAUGACAAAAACAAUCAUUAGAUGUCACCUGACUGAAAUUAAAGUUGUCGAGGGUUUCUGCAUAAGCUUUCAUGAGCAAGUCGUCUGUAUAUAUUCCUCCUUUGCAGGCAGAAGAUAAAAAUGCAUGAAAGAGUGGUGAGGUGAGCAACUGCUAAGGGACAUGUUCCAUAUUUUAAAUGUCUGGAAAUUCAAACAAGUGUGAUCAAAAAUAUCAAAUUGUAAAUUGAUUUUGUAUCAAAUUUUCAAAAGAAAAACCUACUAAAUUCUUGGGGCUUAACCAUGAACCAAAACUGUUGACUACAAUGGGAAUUUUUGUUGUGCAUGAAAUGUAAGAUCAGGUCUGUUCUCUUUGAAAUAACCCUGCUGAAUACUUGAACUGUUAUUUUGCUUGUCAUGAGUAUACAUUUCACAUAUAAACAUACAUAAAGUACAAUUGACUGUAACACUUGCUACAUUCGCUGUAUAAUUAAGGACAUGUCGGCAAUAAAUCAGUUUUUUCUUCA
Messenger RNA from Gopherus evgoodei (Goodes thornscrub tortoise), 3224 nucleotides. It is a transcript of the gene MTERF2, whose product is annotated as mitochondrial transcription termination factor 2. The transcript is spliced from 2 exons. The record is from RefSeq and is a predicted model, not a curated record. Gene Ontology annotation, biological process: regulation of DNA-templated transcription; termination of mitochondrial transcription. Gene Ontology annotation, molecular function: double-stranded DNA binding. Bases 92 to 1276 code for a protein of 394 amino acids. Lineage: Eukaryota; Metazoa; Chordata; Testudines; Testudinidae. Gene Ontology annotation, cellular component: mitochondrial matrix.